AUGACGCUUACGAGAGAGGAGGCGCAGGAGAGCAAGGAGAUGGAGACCCUGCGGGUGCACGCCGACGCGCUGCUCUCCCUCUCCUCGCCCGCCGCCUCGUCCUCGCCGGACACCAGCAAGACGCCGCCGUCAUCGACCUCGACGCCGGCGGCCAGGAGGGCGCUGGCGGCGGAGGGCGUGUUCGAGUGCAAGACGUGCAGCAAGCGCUUCUCCUCCUUCCAGGCGCUGGGGGGGCACCGCACCAGCCACACGCGGCUGCAGGCGCGGAUGCUGCUACAACAAGAGCCCUCCGCAGAACACGGCGCCGCCGACAGGGACAGGAACCGGGUGCACGAGUGCGCCGUCUGCGGCCUCGAGUUCUCCAUGGGCCAGGCGCUGGGCGGCCACAUGCGCCGCCACAGGGGCGACACCGCAUCAGCCGCCGCAGCGCCCGGCUCCGACAAUCGGCUGCCCGACCUCAACUACCCGCCCGUGGAGGACUGCGGCGGCGGCGACGGGCAGGAACCCUCCUCGGCCCAUCGCGGCCCCGACCAUCCGCUGCUCGACCUGCUUGUAUAG
Molecule: messenger RNA, 558 nt
Organism: Lolium rigidum
Lineage: Eukaryota; Viridiplantae; Streptophyta; Magnoliopsida; Poales; Poaceae
Product: zinc finger protein ZAT5-like
Exons: 1
Coding region: 1-558 (185 amino acids)
Source: RefSeq, a predicted model, not a curated record